Molecule: messenger RNA, 1371 nt
Organism: Cylindrotheca closterium
Lineage: Eukaryota; Bacillariophyta; Bacillariophyceae; Bacillariales; Bacillariaceae
Source: the annotation of a GenBank genome assembly
AUGACGACCACUGAAAGCCGCCUGAAUUCUCAGCAGAAAUUCUGCCAAUUGUUCUUGUUGGUGGUGCUUCUGUUUGCUAUACUUCCAGAAUCAGUGAGAUCAUUUCAACCAAACACCUCCAGAAGGAUACGAUCGCCAACUUUGGUGAAGCAACGAACAUUUUCAAUGCACUUUCUGAAAUCGUCUUCCCUGAAUGACAUGAAUUCCGCUGUCGACGUGGAUUCUGCCCUUGUCAUUCCUUGUUUGGAUCAAUGGGUAACAUUACCUAGUGGAGAAAUGAUGGGAAUUGUGUACCAUUCGAAUACUGAAAAUGAGGGACUAUCGAUGAACGACGGCGAUGUCAUUGCCACUUCACCGGUAGCAGCAGAUGAUUUUGAACGCUUGCAAGAAGGAAUGAAUGUGGCCACCAUUUCGGGGACUCAGUAUGCACUAUUGAAUCGAGCCACUGUUGAAAUGGCUCAACAUUACAACUACUUGCUCGAGAAUACGGACAGCACUGCAAGUGAUAUGCCAAGCCCACCAAUUCCAACAGCGUCCUCUUUGAUGCCGGAAUCAACGACGGCAGACAGGAGCGCUACCACCGAUACCACUGAAACACCGGAAAGCCAAGACAAGGCGAAGCAAUUGUUACAAAAAGUCAAGGACGCGGGAGUAAGUGGUGCAAUUUCCUACGCGCUUUGGGAACUGGCCUUUUGGACCUUGUCCGUUCCCGUCUGUCUCGUGGCCUAUCAGUCAUUGACAGGUCAUUGGCCCGAUUUCCAAUCGUCUGAAGAUUGGAAGCAAUUGGGUGGGGAAGCCUUUGUUUUUGUCAAUCUGGCUCGGUUUGCUGUACCCAUUCGUAUUGGAUUGGCCUUGUCCACUGUACCAUGGGUCCAAACUAAUUUGGUUGACCGAUUUUCCAAGGGUGGUGGAGCAGCAGCAGGCGUGCCACAGCAACACCACCAACAACAGCUCAAUGCAGAACAAAUCAAAGCAAUGGAAGAGUACAAAGACUACCUUACGCAACGAUCUCCUGAGCUACGACAGAGGCUUGAAGCUCACCAUGAAGAACCGAAAAUGAGCGCUUAUGAAGAGUAUGAACAGUACCGUCAACAGCGGUCGCCAGAGUUGCAACAACAAUUGCAACUCUAUCAAGAAAGAGCUAUUGACGACGAGCCGUCGUCAAUAUCAGAAGAGAGUGCCAUAGAAUCAUACCAACGAUACCUAGAACAGCGACCCAAUGAGGAACUACAAGAACGGUUUCAGCACCAUGGCGAUGAUGAUCAACAGGGGCAACAAGGACAAAAACCAGAACCAGAAUUCAAGGCUGCACCUCAAUCUUUGGAACAGAUUUCCGAGCUGAAGCAGGAAGAAGAAGCGUACAUAUCGUAA